Molecule: messenger RNA, 1360 nt
Organism: Sinocyclocheilus anshuiensis
Lineage: Eukaryota; Metazoa; Chordata; Actinopteri; Cypriniformes; Cyprinidae
Product: calcium/calmodulin-dependent protein kinase II inhibitor 2-like
Exons: 2
Coding region: 303-542 (79 amino acids)
Biological process (GO): negative regulation of protein kinase activity
Molecular function (GO): calcium-dependent protein kinase inhibitor activity; protein kinase binding
Source: RefSeq, a predicted model, not a curated record
GAUCGCGGGAUGUCCCGUAUCUUACAGCAGACUUCACCCGACCGCUGAUGUAGCCGUACACUCAGCUGCGCUCUCUCUCUCUCUCUCUCGCUCGCUCUCUCAUUCUGCACCGAGCACUCCAGUCCGUUUGGAAGUUGGCGGUGCGAGGAGUCUGACAUUUACGCGCGGGGAUAUCUACGCAAAAAAACAAAACAAAAACAAGUGCACUUGUUUUGCGGGGAUAGUUGCCAUAUCCACCGUAGCUUCCUACAUACAUCAGUUCUUUUGCGUCUUCUGCGUCGCGAGCCCGUCCUUCAGCAGUCAUGUCCGAGGUUCUGCCGUACGGAGAGGGGAAAAUGAGCGGAUACGGAGCGGACAACGAUGUCAGUCAGAUGUCCUUCAGCUGCGGGCUGCAGGACACCAACUCGUUCUUCGGAGCGUCGCAGGCGAAAAGACCUCCAAAACUUGGACAGAUCGGCAGAGCGAAGAGAGUGGUAAUCGAGGACGACCGAAUAGAUGAGGUGCUGAAAGGCAUGACCGACAAAUCAUCACCGGGCGUUUAAACCCGCACGAUGCCUUGCAGACAUUUCAAUUUUUUAUCACCGAUUCGAAGCACUUGUCGGUUGUGCAUGUGAAGAAGAUUGCAAAGAGAUGGAGAGACGGUGGCACGACGCUCGAACCACGAGGAGACUAAACUAAAAAGGGCAAACGCGAAUAAAAGAAGGGAGAGACGGAAUUUCCGUUGGGGUUUUUGCUGGCAGUUCUCCAAUAUAAACGACAAUGGAAGCUUAGAGGAAGAUGUCGGAGAUGUUGUUGAGGCUGCGCGCUGCGGCUCAUCUGUGAAUAAGGAUGGUGGACUUGCCAUUAUUAUUCCACGACCAUCAUCUUCCAAAAGCGCUGUAAGCAACACGAAGUUCAACCGAAGACUGAACCGCAUCUUACGCUCUGUUACUAUAGAUGUACAGUAUCUUAGCUCAAAGACCUUCCUCAUAACACACAAACACGCACACGCGCACACACAUAUAUGGAUCUGCCUUGAGCGUCGACUUCAAUCCGACUGCUGCUUUUAGAGACAUUUUAGACUUCACACGCAAAGACAUUGAGCUCCCAUAAUGAUAAAUGAACUAUGUACGGAUGGUGCAAUGUGAAUAUUUUCUUUCGCUAUUUUGCAUCAUAUUCUUUUUUCAGAAAUUGAGAAUAUUAUCAUACACAUGCCCACAGGUGUUGAAGCGUCGUCUGGUGAUCUAUAUGUUUUGCCCUUCACUGCAGCACGGAUUCACAUCAUCAGUACAAGCACAGAGGAACAUUGUGCAUUACCACCUCUUGUAAUUAACCCAACAUGAAGGCAUCUUGAUUUCUUCCAAGCUUAAUUUUAUACAUU